UGAUUAUGAUUAUGGUGAUUAUGUGAAUGUGAUAAUCAUUUCUUGAAUCUUCCUCUAAAUUUCACCUGCCAUCUAUUCGAUGAAUUUGCUGUUUUCCUUGAAUUAAUGGAAUUUCAAUGCAUCAGUAAUUCUUUCAAAUUCAUUGUGUGCUGAGAGAUUCGUGAUUUGUGUCCUCGAUAGUGUCUAGUUUUCUUUCAGGGAUUGUCAAGAUGGAAUCUGAUAACAAUGGUGAAUCCUUUGAGAUUGUUGAUGCAGCCAAGGAAGACCCUUUAAUUGGAAAAGAAGCCUCCGGCAAGGAAGAGGAUCAUGCCGAAACCGCAGGUGAUGAAAAAAAAGAGGAUGAUGACGGAUGGAUGGAUAUCCUUGGAAGUGAACAGUUGAAGAAGAAGGUGACUGUGCCAGGUGAGCCAGAUACGCGGCCUCAAUUUUCAGAGAUUUGCAUUUUGGAUUAUGAAGGACGGCUGGAUGAUGGCACUGUUAUUGAAAAAGAAGAAAAUCAUAGAAUACAGCUCGGAGACCUUGAGGUUAUUCAUGGAUUAGAUUUUGUUAUUGCUUUGAUGGAUGUUGGAGAAGUAGCGGAAGUUUUUGUCGGACCUCGUUUUGGCUUUGGGAAGAUUGGUCGUCAAGAGCCCGAUAAACCAGAAGUACCUCCUAAUGCCAAUUUACACUAUACAAUGAAAUUAAUUAAAGUGGAGCCUGGUCCUGACAUAGAACAACUGAAAGUUGCUGAGCGGAGCUCAAUAGGGAACAAAAAAAAAGAAAGAGGCAACUGGUGGUAUUCUCGGAAAGAAUUCACUUUGGCUAUACAGUGCUACAGAAGAGCACUGGACUAUCUAGACUCCAAUGUAGCCACCGAUGAUGAGUCAAGUGAAGAUGCCAUCACCCAAUUAUUAGAAGACAGAUUUAAGGUAUACAACAAUCUAGCAUUGUGUCAAAUAAAAAUAGAAGCGUACGAUGCGGCACUACAAUCUCUAAAUAACGUUCUCAUGGCCCAGCCCAAAAAUGUGAAAGCUCUCUUCAGGAAAGGACAGGUAUUAGUAAAGAAAAACGAAACUGACGAGGCUUAUAAGUACUUAAAGCAGGCUUUAGAACUUGAUCCAGAUUCGAAGGAUAUCAAAAAUGAAUUAGCUCGUCUUCAAGCAAAGAAGAAGUCAGACAUUAAAGUGGAACAAAAUUUGUACAAGAAAAUGUUGGGUCAAAACAAAUCUACUACGCAGUCAAAGCCCAGUCAAAGUGUUUCCUCGCGCAUUCCAUGGCGAGCAGUAAUUGGUGGGAUCACUGCUUUGAUCGGAGGAGUCGUUGCCUUUGCUUAUAGACCUGACAGUUUCUCCAUACCAUCAGUCGAGAGUUCAGAAUUUCCUGAAGCUUAAUGUUUAUUUCAAACACUAUCGAACUAAUGAAAAUAAUUUAGGAAGUAUUUUUUUUUGUUAUUGUUUUUCAGAUUUCUAAGCGAUAUUCCAAAAUUCUUUGUUGAAAGAAUAUUCCAUAUAUUUUGAGACUGUGCCUCUUUACUCUAGUUUGUGCUUCCUUCAGUUCUCUCCUAAUUAAUCUUUUUUUAUUAAAUAUUGGACCAGAAUCGCUAAAUAGACGGUAUAAACCUUGAUCUUUUCAUCUCCCCCUUGUUUUUCUCUCAAAACUGAUUGUAUCCUCAAUCGUGUUCACUUUAUCAUGGAAUUGUACUUAUUAUAUCCCUACUUAUAUGUAUUUUCCGCUCAGUAUUAGUGGAGGACAUGGAAACUCUCCUGAAAUUAAUAUAGAACCCGUUUAAAAGGUUGAAAGAACUGUAUCAAAUGGUUCUAAUCCUAGAAGAUGAAUCUCAGUUCUUGUGUUGUGACAAUCUGUCGGAGAAAUCUCUCCAUAAUUUAAAAAAAAAAAACGAGAUAAUUUUCUCUCACUAAAAUGAUAAAAUAUUUAUUUUUCAUCUUGAUGUUUCAAUAAACUGUUUUCGGCUAGUGUUUAUACAGGGUGUCUCAGGGUUAAAGAGCUGUACCACAGGAGUGUGUUCGAUAUGGAUCAUAAUGAGACUUUACUUUUUCUUAAUUUUUUUUCCCCCCAAGUGCCCUCAGUAGGAGCCACGGCCCUAAUCUUUCAAGGUUAUCAUAGUUUUUUUCUGAAUUUAGGCAACGUUAAUGAACCUUAACUCAUAAGAAAUGGCCCUUCCCCUUUAUUUUUAGCAGUGAUUUCAUCCAUAGCCUCAAAAGUACCCAAAUCUCAAGUUACAGGGGGAUUUCAGGAGGUGUCAGGGGGGUCUUGAAUCUACUAGAGCGAAAAACUUGGCUUUUUGGCCAGUGAGGGUGCUAUUUACAGGGCACCAUUGCAGCUGGUAUAAAAUAAGCUGGGAAAAUGGUUUUAUGCAAUUAUUUUCUGCAGGUCUUAAUUUUCGAGAAAACUUGAAUGCACUCAUGGUGAUGACCUAGAGCAAAAAGUAAGUCUGAAUGUGUCGUUCAACCCAAAGCCGGACGUUGUCGUUGCAAGUGGGCAGCCUUCCUGCUAGUAAACUUGUCCAUUCAAUCAUGAUUUUCUCGAAAACUAAGCCCUGGAGCAAAAAAUAUUGCAGGACCACUAUCCAAGAUUAGUUUACAUCCUAUAAGUGAUGCUCUAAGAAUAGCAUUUUAUGGGACGAAAAACCCAUUUUUUGCUCUAAAAUGACCAACAGCCCUUGGAACACCUUCCUUGCAUAUGCCUCUUUAACUUGAGCCUCAUAGAAGCUUUAUAGAAGAAAGAAGUCCCAUUUCGAUCCAUAGAAUAUGCUCCUGCAGUAUGGCUUCUCAACACCGGCUGAAGAACAUGCAUGUAGUAAGUUUUAAUAUACUUUUGUUUUAUCAAGCUUGGCUCAUUUUCUUUUUUCACUGUGCAAAAUAUCUCAUCUGGAAUGGACGAAGUUUUACAAUAACUGCAUUUUCUCAUGAUUCCUGAUACAAUCAACAAAGCUCAUGCAGAAAUGCAAACACUGCCAGCCUAUUGUAAUGCUUUGUCCAGUUUAUCUUUUCCCUGGAUUGGAAUUUUUGUAACUUUACUUAAUCGCAGUAAAUUCUUCCUUUAAUUCCCAACUUAGAAAUUUAAUCAUUUUCUUAACUUUCUUAUAAAGACAAAUUAUAUAUCCGUUAUUGGUCUCUUUUAUUCACACACCUACUGUCAUUGUGUUUUCCUAGAAAACUAGCAACCUCAGUUUUUUUCCUUUAUGUUUAUGAGAGAACUAUUUUGAUUUAAUUCAGGAAGCUCAAAUUUUAGAGCAAUAUACAUAUACACAUCCCUGUGUCUUUAUCUGACACUUUAAGCCUCUUUUUUUUUUAAAUUAAGUUUUAUUUUUGUUAUUGUGUUUAUUGCCCGAGAAGUGUUUGCUCCAGUGUUUUGAACUUAUGUACCUUUUAUUGACUUUCUAUUUUUUUUUAAUUUUACUUGAUUUUUUACUAGAUAUAUCAACUUUAAUUCUUUUAAAUAUUAUGAAUCUGAAGCCUACUAGACGAUUUGAUCCAAAACGUAGAACAAAAGCGUGUCCUUUAGUCGCAUUGUGAUUUGUCAAAGAUCUUAAUUCUCGAGCAAAGCUCUACCCUCUUCGUAGUUAACUGAUUCUCAUCAUUUACAAGAAUAGGUAUCUUCUAAUUUUAGUCAGUAGAUUGACAAUGUUACAUUUUUCUCAAAGUCAGAAUCAUUUUUAGCGAAUAUUGUUAAAAAGUUCAAUGGCUUGAGAUCAUCAUUACCUAUUACAUUUUUCUUUCAGUCCUCUCUCUUUCAGGAAGAGAAAAUUAUUGCAGAAUCUUAGACAUGUUCUCUUGUUUUCCUCUCUUUUUUGUUAUAGCUCUUAUUUUAAUUCCUCAUUGUUAUUGAUAUAAAACGUGUAUUCUGAUUAUUUUUAUAUUAAAAAACCUUUGGAUGCGGUAAAGGCGGUAAAGAAUUA
This is a messenger RNA of Bemisia tabaci, 3898 nucleotides long. It is a transcript of the gene zda, whose product is annotated as peptidyl-prolyl cis-trans isomerase zonda. Lineage: Eukaryota; Metazoa; Arthropoda; Insecta; Hemiptera; Aleyrodidae. Gene Ontology annotation, cellular component: mitochondrial envelope; endomembrane system; cytosol. Gene Ontology annotation, biological process: negative regulation of apoptotic process; protein folding. The record is from RefSeq and is a predicted model, not a curated record. Gene Ontology annotation, molecular function: protein folding chaperone; peptidyl-prolyl cis-trans isomerase activity; protein binding.